CUGAUUCCAUGUCGUAGUUCCUUUUCCUGCCACUAGAGUUUCGCUUGCGUCCAUUUUGGGAAUUCUCUUGUGAACCGGUGCAGAUUUCAACAACUUUUACUAAAUAAAAAUGGCAAAGGCUCUGACUGGUUUGGCCGCUAAAGCUCCAGGAUUGAUCAAAGGUGUUGUUGAUUAUUCAACUCCCAAAUUGAACACCUUCUGGCAUUAUGCUCGUGUUGAGUUGACUCCUCCUUCCCCUGCCGAUAUUCCUAAAAUCACACAAGGACUUAACAGCCUUGUUAAGUCUGCCAGGACUGGUAAAUGGAAGGAGGUCCCAGUGAAGGAAGCUUGGUUAAACACAUUGAUCACCGCAGAAAUUGCUUUCUGGUUCUUCGUUGGCGAGUGCAUUGGCAAAGGAAGCAUUGUGGGAUACCAAGUUUAAACAUGAGCUCACUUCAAUGCAGAUUUUGUUUGUAGAUAAGUUGCAGUAAGCAAACACCAAUAAAGAAUUUAACACCAA
This is a messenger RNA of Daphnia pulicaria, 499 nucleotides long. Its product is annotated as ATP synthase subunit g, mitochondrial-like. Bases 110 to 421 code for a protein of 103 amino acids. The transcript has 3 exons. Gene Ontology annotation, biological process: proton motive force-driven ATP synthesis. The record is from RefSeq and is a predicted model, not a curated record. Gene Ontology annotation, molecular function: proton transmembrane transporter activity. NCBI's taxonomy places the organism in Eukaryota, Metazoa, Arthropoda, Branchiopoda, Diplostraca, Daphniidae.